This is a messenger RNA of Clarias gariepinus (North African catfish), 2275 nucleotides long. RefSeq names its product carcinoembryonic antigen-related cell adhesion molecule 5-like. The transcript has 11 exons. The coding region runs from base 5 to 2140 and encodes 711 amino acids. Gene Ontology annotation, biological process: cell surface receptor signaling pathway. Gene Ontology annotation, molecular function: transmembrane signaling receptor activity. NCBI's taxonomy places the organism in Eukaryota, Metazoa, Chordata, Actinopteri, Siluriformes, Clariidae. The record is from RefSeq and is a predicted model, not a curated record.
CAAGAUGGAGCUCAGUCCUCUCCCUGUGAUGCUCUUGAUGUCUUCACUCAUAUUAGUGGCCUUUUCUCAAGGGAAGCCUAAAGCUGUGGUGUCUGUAAAGCCUCAUAAACAUGUAUUCUUUGGAGAGCAUGUUGGCCUUAGAUGUGACCUUCAGGGAGAAGGAGACAAACAGCGGACAUACAGCUGGUAUAAAAAUAAUAACCAACUCUAUACAGACAGGACAAAGCAAGACUUUAAAAUUUGGUCUGUUGGAGACUCUGACAGUGGCCAGUAUGCCUGCAGAGUGCACUGGAGCUACUCUCAGAGCUCAGAGAUCAGUGAUGAUGUUACUCUAAUGGUAUCAGCAAAACCCAAACCAACUCUGAGAGUAAAUCCUCAGAGCUCCAUCUACACUGGAGACACCGUCAAUCUAAGCUGUGAGCUGCCGUCAGCUGAAUGGGAGUUCAUCUGGUACAAAAAUAAUGAGCAGUUACAGCUUAUGAACAGUGAACAAACAAACAUAAACAUACUUAAAGUGACAAUUGAUAAUGCAGAAGAAACAGUGUACCAAUGUCGGACACGCAGAAGACACUACCAGAAGCUCUACAACACAGAGCUCAGUGAUCCUGUAAAGGUUACAGUGAGAGUGAGAGCAAAACCUAUAGCAUCCAUAAACCCUGUUAACCAGGUGUUCAGUGGAGACACCGUCACUCUGAGAUGUGACAUACAGGAUGAAAGUGUGUCUAACUGGCAGUACAGCUGGUAUAAAGAUGCUGCACACAGUCCUGUCAGUAGUGAACAGCUGUACAGAAUCAGUGGUGUUGAAGUGACACACACAGGUAACUACACCUGUAGAGGAGCAGAGAGAGGAGGCUCACGCACCUCACACUUCAGUGAUGCUGUUACACUGACUGUAUCAGCAAAACCCAAACCGACUCUCAGAGUGAAUCCCCAGAGCUCCAUCUAUACUGGAGACACCAUCAUGCUGAGCUGUGAGUUACAGUCCUCUGGAUGGGACUUUCACUGGUACAAAGAUAAUCAGCAGUUACAGCUUCUAAACAGUAAACAAACAAACAUGAACACACUUACAGUGACAGUCAAGAAUGCAGGAGAAACAGUGUAUCAGUGUCAUGCACACAGGGCAAACUACUUCUACAACACCGAGCUCAGUGAUCCUGUAAAGAUUAAAGUACGAGAGAGACCAGAGGCAGUACUGAGUGUAUCUCCACAGAGCUGGCUGACUGAAGGAGACUCAGUGACUCUAAACUGUGAGGUUACAGACUCCUCUACAAACUGGACAUUCAGCUGGUACAGAGAGACUCCCUACAGAGAUGGCUUAACUCAAAUUAAACCUAAUCAUGACUAUAUCAUGUAUGUGGAGCUCCUCUCAGACAGCAGCAGAGGAUCUGGAGGCUCCUACACUCUGAGUUCUGCUGAUCUUAAUCACACAGGAGUUUAUGUGUGUAGAGGAGAGAGAGGAGAACCAGCCUUACACACACAGUACAGCAAUCUACAGACACUAUGGAUCACAGGUGAAUCUCCUCCAGUCUCUCUGAUCAUCAAUCCCAGCAGAACUCAACACUUUACUGGUGACUCUCUCUCACUGAGCUGUGAGGACCAGAGUAACUCUACUGGAUGGACAGUGAGACGAUACACACACAGUGAGAGAGUGUUAGAUUGUUCAUGGGAAUCAGUUACAGGAUCUACAUGUGAAAUCAGCUCCCUCAACACAUCCUACACUGGAGUUUACUGGUGUGAGUCUGAAUCUGGAGAAAACAGUAAUCCUGUCAACAUCACAGUGCAUGAUGGUGAUGUGAUCCUGGAGAGUCCUGUCCAUCCUGUGACUCAGGGACAUCUUCUGACUCUACGCUGUUUAGAUCGCAACACAAAGUCAUCAAGCCUUCGAGUUGAUUUCUUUAAGGAUGGAUCAGUUUUCCAGCCACAGACUACAAGGGAGAUGAUCAUCCAUAAUGUCACAAAAUCAGAUGAAGGUUUCUACCACUGUAAACACCCAGACAGAGGAGAGUCCCCGAAAAGCUGGGUCUUAAUCAGAGGUGUAGAAGCUCCAUUCUUAGUGCACAUGCUGAUUUGCAGUCUCAUCACUGCCUCUCCAUAUGUCUUGGUAACCAUCAUUUUGCUGCUCAUAUGUUGCAGAGAUUGAGAAGUGCUGUCACCAGUCUCUUCAUUGUCCCUCAUAUGCAUUAAAAAAAGGACUCUUUAAACUAUCUGCUAUGGAGACCCCCUUGAUGAAAGCAGCCAAAAGAUAACAUUAUUAUUAUUAUUAUUAUUAUUAUUA